AGCGACGCAUGACGUAAUUUCUUCCAACACCAUCGCCGCUUCCUGGCCGGUCCAGGCAGCCGCUUCGGGCCCGCGGCGAGUCGGGACCGUUAUUCGCCUCUUGUCCCCGCUCUCCUUCGCUACAAACUACCCCGCUGCUGGUGCCGAGGCGCUGCGGCCAUUAUGUGCGAGUGAAGCGGGGACGCAAGGGAAGACAAACCGCCACAGUCGUCCCGGGACACCUUUUAUGUCACAGUGAGACGGACGGACCUCGAGGCUGUGGUGAUGGUGUUGGACUCAGUCGAAGUCUUCAUGGAUCAUGUCGAGGGUGACCACACCGAGGCCAGCCGCUUGGAGCCGGACAACUCCAAAGCUGCCAAAACCGGCCGCACCACCAAAACCAAGCCGAAACCUCAGACCGGAAAGAGUAAGGUUCCCAAAAAGGAGAAGGUGUCCCAAAACGGGUUCCUGGCUCAGACGGACGCUGACUGUUUAAAAAAACCCAAAGCGGGCGCCACAUCCAAACAAGCUCCCCGCCGUCCCCCGAGUCUGGAUGCGACAUUGCAGCGUUUGCGUGAAUCUCCGGAGCAGAUGGGUGGAGUCAAGCGACUCGUGCGGCCACCUUGGCGCAGCGGCACCUCCGCGCCGUCGCCCCCUGCUCGGAGCUUGACCAGUCCCGGCCCGGGGACCGGCGGCUGGAUGCGUCGCAGCGAGAGCUCAUGCUCGGUUAACUAUUCCCUGGGGUUGCGUGCUAAAAAGGGGCAAAUGCGACCCGCCACGUCGCUGCCGCACAUCGCUAAGGGGACAGGAAGCAUCCCGCUUCCUCCCCCCGGUAGACCGUGCCUCCUUGUUGCCCUCAGACCUUUGAACCUGGAACAAGAGAAGCAUAAGUUCUUCCAGUCUGACUACAACUAUGAGCCCCAGUUUGAGUACGCCCAGCCUGAGCCCAGAUCCGUUCUGGACAAGUACAGGGACGGCUCCAGACUCUUUCUCGAGCAGGCUGUUGGAAUCAUGGAGUGCGUCCUGAACAAGUUUGGCUCCUAUGAGACCUUUGAGGAGGUCACAGGCGGAGGGGUGCUGCCCAAGAGUCAGGUGUGGGCCGCCGUGCGCAAGUAUCUGCAGAAAGAAGGCUGCGUGGGUGAGGUUGUGGUGCGUUUGUCCGACGAGCUGCUCUCUCAGGCUGUGAUGGUGGUGGAGAGCUGUCGCCCCACUCUGACCAUCAACUUAUCCGGCGCCCGUCAGCAUUGGCUGGAAGGGAUGCUGAGACACGAAAUAGGCACGCAUUAUCUCCGAGGGGUCAACAACAAUCUUCAGCCGUGGUCCACCGCAGACGGCAGGAAACAGUUUGGCCUGAAGCCGGCCAACCCCACAGAAGAAGGGCUGGCCAGCCUGCACAGCGUGUUGCUACGGAAACAGCCAUACCUUUGGCGCGCGGCUCUUCUUUACUAUACCGUUUUCCAUGCCGGCAGCAUGAGCUUCAGCCAGCUCUUCGGUCACAUUGCUCGCUUUGUUCGGGAUCCAGACGUCCGCUGGGAGUACUGCCUGCGCGCCAAGAGGGGACAGACGGACACUUCCCAGCCCGGCUGCUUCAGUAAAGACCAGGUUUACUUGGACGGGAUCCUCAAGAUACUACGCCAUCGAAAGAACAUUGACUUCAAGAUGUUGACUUCCUUGGGAAAGGUGUCCUACGAAGACGUGGAGCGGCUGCGUCACCUAGCGGCCAUCACCAGCGCCCGAAUCCCGCAUUUCAUGCGAGACCAAGACCAGUACCUUCAACACCUGGAUCACAUCGUCGCCGUCAAUAAACUGGACGACGCGACACUGCAACGCCUGCUGCCGUGACCUUUUGACGCCGACCUUGAAACUGCCGUGGCGCCCGUGACGUUUUUGCGCACGAAUAGCACUUAAAUGUGAGUACAAUUUUUUUUUUUUUUUAAAAACUUGAACGAUACACACAAAAAAGGGACAACAACGCUAGCGCACGUCAAGCUACUGUCGUCCGAUGCAUGACUGUAAGGCUUUUACACACAACCUCUCCUGUUGCUAUGACGUUACCUCAAUAUAUACACACAUCGAGUAACAUUAUAUACCCUAAAUGUACAAUUAGCACUGAAAUGCCUGUACAAACUGCUGCGUAGCGAUUUAAGAAUAAUGCUCACAAUUACUGUAUUUACGCAAUUGUUUUGUUUUUUUUGUUUUUUUACUUGUGGAGUCAAACUGAAUGUUCCUGGCUUUAGCUUUACGCCUCCUUUUUUCACACGUCGUUUCUAUGCCUUUAAAAUAAGGACGCCGAGAAUGCUUCAUUUCAAAUCCUGUGAGGCCACACAUCCUUUAAAUAUCAAGUGCCAGUGACCUCGACGAGGAUUUAAAAUCACUUUUAUUUCACAACGGGUUGCAAAAGACACUAGCCACGUUUACAUGAGGAGUUUAAUAAAUGGAAAUAAAUAAAUGGUAUACAUGGAAAGGAAUAUUCCAAUCACGUGUCUACAUGCGCCGCUAUAAUCAAGCAUAAUAGUCAACGGGGCAUGCCCAGUAAAAUGUAAACACCAACAUCACGUGAUACCGACUUCCUCCAGUUUUUCUUUCCCUAGUUGGAAUAACUCCGUAUUGCCAGUUUUUCCUUCGUCCAGUCUUGAAAUUUAGUUUGGAUAAAAAAUAAAAUUUCCUUAGCAGUCCAGUGCCGAUUGCUGGCCUCCAUUUUUAAAAAAUGGAAGAACGUCUGGAGCUGCGUGUUACGUCAUAUCUCCGCAUUCGCUCAAAGAACGCACCCGGGAACAGGAAAAGAUAAAGUUCUUAAAUCUUGCUAAUAUUUUAUAAUUAAGCUCGGGACAUGUUUUAUAUAGAUAUGUAUGUUCUUUUUGAAUAAAAGUGGACUUGUGAAUGGCGUAUAGAAGGGUUUAGAUCAGGGGUGGGCAAACUACGGCCCGGGGGCCACAUCCGGCCCGCCAAGUGUUUGAAUACGGCCCGCCCAAUCUUUCCAAAGUAUUUAAUUUAAAGUCAACAUACAACCUGGCAUCAUGGCCUGAGCCAACCUUUUGAUGGUUGUAUCAAUUUCGUUGUUUGACAUGGUCUGUUGUUUACAAAGUGCUCCUGAAAAAAGGGACACAAGCACAUAAUAAUAAUAAAAAUUAAAAUAAUAAUUAUUAUAUUAUUAUUAUUAUAACUAUUAUGAUUAUUAUAUUUAUUAUAUUAAUGCUAAUUAUUAUAUUAAUUAUAUAUAAUAAUAUUGUUAUAUUUGCAUAUUUUAC
This is a messenger RNA of Doryrhamphus excisus (bluestripe pipefish), 3227 nucleotides long. RefSeq names its product kiaa0895l. NCBI's taxonomy places the organism in Eukaryota, Metazoa, Chordata, Actinopteri, Syngnathiformes, Syngnathidae. The record is from RefSeq and is a predicted model, not a curated record.